This is a messenger RNA of Engraulis encrasicolus (European anchovy), 553 nucleotides long. RefSeq names its product circumsporozoite protein-like. Bases 26 to 553 code for a protein of 175 amino acids. NCBI's taxonomy places the organism in Eukaryota, Metazoa, Chordata, Actinopteri, Clupeiformes, Engraulidae. The transcript is spliced from 2 exons. The record is from RefSeq and is a predicted model, not a curated record.
GAAGCUCUCUCCCUUUUACCUCGCCAUGUCGUGGCUGGACCCACACGCGAAACGUCGCGCAACGGAGUCAAAUUUUGACUCGACGUCUGAUUCCUCCCCCUCCCCCACCUCCACCCAUGGCCCUGAUAGCCCGACUGAGCCAGUGCCCUCACCACCUCAGCCUGCACCAGCCCAGCCCGAGCCCUCGUCACCUCAGCCCUGUGCCGCACAAGCACUGCCGGUGCCCUUGCCGUUGGCCUCGCCUUCACCCUCACCUCGGUCAUCGCUUCUGCCCAGGGCCUCACCAUCAACCCGACCUUCUACUGCACGGGGUGGCAAGCGGAAGUUGGAUGACGUGGACAUUAUGAAGAGGCUGGAGCUGUUGGACCAGCGUUGGGAGGAGCUGGAGAAGCAGCGUUCGGCCCUAAACGACUGCACAGCAUUUGGGAUGCUGGUAGUGGACAUGGUGGGCCGAAUACCACAGGCUGAAAGGUCCAGCUCCUUUGUGCAGGUCAUCAAUCUGCUUCAGGGGAUCCUGGACAAACCAACAGCAGCACCCAAAGACAGAGAGUGA